Molecule: messenger RNA, 783 nt
Organism: Symbiodinium sp. CCMP2592
Lineage: Eukaryota; Dinophyceae; Suessiales; Symbiodiniaceae
Source: the annotation of a GenBank genome assembly
AUGUUCGGACAGAAGUUGUUCCGGACAGUGGCGUUGCCAUGGAGCGCCGCAUCCCUUGCCGUAUGCAGGAAUCGCAGGCAUUACUCGCAGUGCAAUCCUGCAUCGACUUCCACGGGGAUACAAGUGGACUCCGAGCUGCACAGCUACUGGGAUAAGCAUGACGGCAAAUCCUUCGAAGAAAGAAGCAUCACUGGAGGGCGAAUGCCCGCGCUAAGGCGGGUAGCAGAGAUUGCCCUGAAACUUGCAGCUUUGAAGCCGGACCUUCUUCUUGUCGAUUUGGGUUGUGGCACGGGUCUGUUCGCCAAGCUACUGGGACCCUUGAACAUUGUUGGAGUCGAUAUCUCCGAAGCUCACCUCUGUUUGGCCGAUAGGCAUAUGAAGGUCUCAAAGGCAAGCUAUUUAGAUUGGGUCCCUGAAGCUGGUUCAGCAGCGCCGGACGUGGCUGUGCACAACAACUCCAUUGAAGACUACGAGGAGGCAGUGAAGGGCCGCUUCUUCAAGCAUGUCUACACUUGGCUUGCCCCUGGCGGGUAUUUUCUGUUUCAGGCAUACUCGCCCCGGGACGAGCCCAUGGGGAGAUGCAUCCGCGAGUGCUCGCCAAGCUUCGCAGCACACCACGCCGUCCAUUUGUGCGAUACAGGAGACUAUGUCACCCUUGCAGAGCGGGCUGGCUUCGAGGUCGUGUCAACAGAGCUGGUACACAGCGAGGGCCACUAUCCACAGGCAUCCGCCAGAGCAUACAAUCGUGAGUUUAUCGUGAUCGUUCUGCGCAAGCCCACUUAA